AUUGCAGAUCCCGUCAUCCACGUGGCUUCCGAUGGCGGAGCCGCGACUUUGUGGCCGCGGCCGGGUGUUUUGCUGCUUCUCCAUCUUGUCCGCACCGACACAAACUGUCCCGGGCGGCGGAAGAAGAAGAAGAAGAAGAAGCUGCUUUGUGAUUUUGCGAGGACGACAACAAUGGGCAACUCUCAAUCGCAAUCGCCCCACGCCCAUCCUCGCUUUGCUUCUGCCUCCAGAGCUUUCACUCAGAAGGAAUUGGAAGAUCUUAGAUCGUUGUUUGUUUCUCUGGCCGCCCAAUCCCAAACCAAUGGCCAUCACGUCUCUCUCCCUGUUUUCCAGGCAUAUUUUCAGCUCCACGGCCCUCUGAGCGAGAGGUUGUUUGAUUUGAUUACCCAGAAAAGGAAAGAUGGGAGGCUUAACUUUGAAGACCUCAUCAUUGCCAAAGCUACUUAUGAAAAAGGGGCGGGAGAUGAGAUUGAGGAGUUCAUCUAUCAGUUACUGGAUGUGGAUGAUGAUGGAAAUGUGACGAGGUCUGAUCUGGAAUCUGUUAUGAUCACAGUGUUUGACAGUGUAUUUAGUCCCAAGAGGGUGCAAACUGGAGGGAGUCCAAAAGAAGAGGAUCUUUGCUUUUUUCUUGAUUCUGCAAAUUUCUCAGAGAAUGUGCAUGGAAAUGGUGAACAAAGUAUGUCAUUAGAGGAUUCAAGAAGAUGGUUUGCAUUUGUGCCAUCAGUUAGGAAGUUCCUCGGAAGCUUGUUGGUGCCUCCCGAUUCAGGUUCUCUUUCCCCAGGAAGACCGGGUGCUCAAGUUCCUCAUCUAUCAUGUUGGAAUCACACUGAUUCUGGUGAGAUCAUUUUAAAGGAAGAGUAUGCGUGGCAUAUAGGAGGUGUUCUCUCAGAAGAAGAGCUCGACCAAUGGAAGCUCUUGUACCACAGUUCUCUCAGUGGCCUCAGUUUCAACACAUUUUUGGGGAGCAUCAACAACAGCGAAGGGCCAACAAUCUUGAUAAUUAAGGACAGAGAAGGCCACAUAUAUGGAGGGUAUGCUUCUCAGCCUUGGGAGAGGCACAGUGAAUUCUAUGGAGAUAUGAAGUCUUUUCUUUUCCAGCUUUAUCCUCGUGCAUCCAUAUAUAGACCUACUGGAGCAAACAGAAAUGUACAAUGGUGUGCAGUGAACUUCAGCUCUGAAGAUAUCCCAAAUGGGAUCGGUUUUGGAGGGCGAGCUAAUCACUUUGGCCUCUUCAUUUCAGCAAGCUUCGACCAGGGGCAGACGUUUGCAUGCACGACGUUCGGCAGCCCCUGCCUUUCGACAGCCAACCGAACUAUCCCAGAAGUGAUCGAGUGCUGGGGAGUUGUCCAAAAGAAGCAACUAGAAAAGCAGGACGCCGUAAGAGGGACCGUUUUGGAGAGAUUCAAGGAGGAUCGCCAUAUGCUUAACAUGGUCGGUCUCGCAAAUUCUAGCGAGUAAGGACAUGGCUCGGUACAUGUGUAUACCGUCUGCUUUUGUUGUCAUUACUGUUUCUACUUUUUUUCCUGUACGGACUGAAAACUUUACCACAAAGAUGCUAUGGCCACAUAUUUUCAUCGACUCCGAAAAGCGCAUCUCCGGAAUAGACUCUUCGUUCUAGGCUCCCUA
This is a messenger RNA of Rhodamnia argentea, 1626 nucleotides long. RefSeq names its product MTOR-associated protein MEAK7. The transcript is spliced from 8 exons. Lineage: Eukaryota; Viridiplantae; Streptophyta; Magnoliopsida; Myrtales; Myrtaceae. Gene Ontology annotation, molecular function: calcium ion binding. Bases 172 to 1458 code for a protein of 428 amino acids. The record is from RefSeq and is a predicted model, not a curated record.